CUUAGAUAUGUUUUAUUAGAAGGUGUACCAGUUCAAUGGAAUAAAAAAUGUAUUAAAUAUGUAGAGACCCAAGAAGGAGUUUGGUACGAAAAAUUACCCGAAUUACAAAUUGUUGAUUAUGGAAUAACACAUAUUAGUGCGAAUGUUUCUGUACCCCAACAUCUUAUGGACAAGGCAAAUAAAAUCCAUGAAAACUUUUUGGUCCGUAAAACUCUUGGAACAAAAGAAGAUUCAACGCUUAUGAUGACACGCUUAAUACCAAUCAAACAAGAACAAAAUGAUGAGAAAAGUGAACCUCAUUAUAGAGUAACAUUAGUUUAUUCUUAUCCCUUCGAAUUGGAUAACGUUGAUGUUGAAUCCGAUAAAGUUAAAGUUGAUGAUAAUGAUCCUGCAUCAGUUAUCGAACAUGUUAAACGGUUAAUUCGAACAUUAAGACCAGAUUGUGAAUUGACUGAUUUAUUAAUAGAAUUUUGGGACUUGAUACCUAAAACAAUUCCAAAUGAUCCAAUAAAAAUGAUGCGAGAUAUUGAUCAUGUCUAUCAAAUCAUGGACAAUCCUAUAUUAGGAUUAGGAGCAAAUAAUGCUAUUCAAGAUGUUGAUAAACUUUCUCAAGCAUUACUUAAAUGUACGGACUGUAAUAUUUCUUUUAUUGAAGAAUAUGAAAAAGAAAUGUUAAAGCGAACAUCUGCUGACAUAUUAAAAUCUAGAACUGCCACAUUUAAGACUUCUAUUCCACUUGGACCUUUUGGCAUUAUAAUUAGAGACAGCAUUUUGAAGGUUAUAAACGCUAUGAUAAACUUUUAUAGUUUUGCGGAUAACAUAAUUUUUAAGGACUAAAAAACUAUUAAUAUU
This is a messenger RNA of Rhizophagus irregularis DAOM 181602=DAOM 197198, 852 nucleotides long. NCBI's taxonomy places the organism in Eukaryota, Fungi, Glomeromycota, Glomeromycetes, Glomerales, Glomeraceae. The record is from RefSeq and is a predicted model, not a curated record.